AUACUCCGCCCGCGUGGGCUUCCAUGUGAUACAACAAUAUAGGAAAAUUUCCCGCGCGAUAUUGCAUUGUCCCGAGUUCAGUCGCGCUAAAACAUCAAACCCUGGAGAUGGCAAGCAUACUGGAUGUCCCGAAACCAAGAAUAAACUGCUCCAUGCUAUCGCAGCACAUAAGCAGACCGGUCUGUUUCGUUGGACGUGUUGAAAAGGUACACCCAACAGGAAAAUCGUUCACCGUCUCGGAUGGAGAAGGAAAGACUGCAACAGUUGAACUUAACGAACCUUACACAUGUCCCAAGUCCCAGUUCCCAUCCCAGACAGCCACAGAUCAGGUGUGAGCCCACCACAUCCAGGUCUCUCCAAUCCCAUGGAGG
Molecule: messenger RNA, 371 nt
Organism: Siniperca chuatsi (mandarin fish)
Lineage: Eukaryota; Metazoa; Chordata; Actinopteri; Centrarchiformes; Sinipercidae
Product: replication protein A 14 kDa subunit-like
Exons: 3
Coding region: 108-335 (75 amino acids)
Biological process (GO): double-strand break repair via homologous recombination; mismatch repair; nucleotide-excision repair
Cellular component (GO): site of double-strand break; nucleus; DNA replication factor A complex
Molecular function (GO): single-stranded DNA binding; damaged DNA binding
Source: RefSeq, a predicted model, not a curated record